GAGGGGGCGGCGGUCCCGGCCCGGGGGUUUCUCACCUUUGCCGAGUUUGGCCGGCCCCAGACAGGCAGCAGAAAGUUCAGCAUGCAGGAAGUUUGGGAGCAGCUCGGAGGGUAACUCGGCAGCUGUGACUGCUGUUUUGGGCGGUGGUGGGGUUUUUUUUGUUUGUUUUGGGGUUUUUUUUGUGCGCCUUUUUUUUUUUCCUCGCCUUCAUACAACUGCCCCAAACACACAAGCAACCCGCAACAACAACAACCAAAAAGUCCGGGAAGGGGGAGAGAACACGAGAGAGGGAAGCACCCUGGGUGGGGAGAGCCGGCUUUCUUUGCAGAGACACGGUCCCGUUCACAGCGGAUCCCAAUGCAACUGCUCAUCCUCCUCCUCCUCUACGCUGUCGUCUGUGCGAACUUUUGCAGCCGUCAGGGCACCACUGCCCCUGCCCAGAGCGGAUCUAUAAAAGCCUUGCGGUCCUCGAAUAUCAGGCGAGAUGAGAGCAAUCACCUCACAGACUUGUACCGAAAAGAAGAGACCAUCAGCGUGGCAGGGAAUGGCUGCAUCCACAGUCCUCGCUUCCCCAGCAGUUACCCCAGGAACCUCCUGCUGACGUGGCGGCUCCGCUCCCCGGAGAGCACCAGGAUCCAGCUGGCUUUUGAUAAUCAGUUUGGACUGGAGGAGCCCGAAAAUGAUAUCUGCAGGUAUGACUUUGUGGAAGUGGAAGAUAUAUCAGAGACCAGCACGGUUAUACGAGGACGGUGGUGUGGACACAAGGAAGUACCUCCAAGAAUAACAUCAAGAACAAAUCAGAUAAAGAUAACCUUCAAAUCUGAUGACUACUUUGUGGCUAAACCUGGAUUCAAGAUUUGUUACUCUCUUGUGUGUAGCUCGAAAGAGGCAGAUUUUGCAAACACUCAGGAAAUGGAUGAUUUCCAGCGUGCAGCCUCAGAAACCAACUGGGAGUCAGUCACAAGCUCUGUCUCAGGGGUAUCCUAUCCCUCUCCAUCAGUGACUGACCCUACGCUCACGGCGGAAGCACUGGAUCAGACCAUUGCUGCAUUUGACACAGUGGAGGAUCUGCUCAAACACUUUAAUCCGGACUCCUGGCAAGAAGAUCUCGAGAAUUUGUACACAGACAGUGGCCACAAUUAUCGAGGCAGGAGCUACCAUGACAGGAAGUCCAAAGUUGACCUGGACAGGUUGAAUGAUGAUGUGAAACGUUACAGCUGCACUCCAAGAAACUACUCUGUCAAUUUAAGGGAGGAACUGAAGCUGACAAAUGUAGUUUUCUUCCCCCGCUGCCUCCUUGUCCAGCGCUGUGGAGGAAACUGUGGCUGUGGGACUUCGAACUGGAAAUCCUGCACGUGCAUGUCAGGGAAAACAGUGAAAAAAUAUCAUGAGGUGCUGAAAUUCGUCCCUGAGGCUGGGCAUCCCAGAAGAAAAGGUAGAACCAGGAACAACAUGGCCUUAGUAGAUAUACAGCUGGAUCACCACGAGCGUUGUGAUUGUAUCUGCAGUUCAAGACCACCCCGAUAAAAAAUAAAUAAAUAAAUAAAAGAAAAAAACAAGACACACUAAUUGCAGCUUACCGGAUGUUUACUUUUAAGCAGGAUUGCUCUGAGGACCUUUACUCACUAAUCAUUUGGACUUUGCUACUAGCCUGCCUUUGCAAUUAGCAAAAAUGAUCGCUGUGUUUCAGCAUAGCUGUGCUGAUUAGUACCAUGGCAGCUAAACAGGUAUAUCAUAGAUUUAUGUAUCAGCAUCCAAGAAUAUAGGAUUAUGGUUAUCUGUAGCUAGAUUCUGAGGGUUGAGAUUUUCAAAGCUCACUUACAGUCCUUAGGCACACAAUGCCCGCUGAAAUUAAACACCAGUUGUGUAGGUAUUUGUGGUAGCUGGCAAUGAAAUAGCGUUGUUUCUAUUUCUCACUCACCAGUUCCUACACUCAAAUUCUGCUGCCAUUUCUACCUGCUCAGCUCUUCUGACGGUCAGCAGGGUUUUGUGGGUAUAAAUGAAAAGAGAAUUUGAGCCUGUAUGUGUAAAAUAGUUUGUCCCGCUCUGAGAGGGAACUUCCCAGCAUUCCAGCCCAACAGAGUGAGAUAUAAUGAGGAAAAUCCAUCACUACAUGAAAUAACACACCAGUAAAGUAAAAUCUCACUGUUUGUACUCAAGCAAAUCAUGUGCUGAAAUUAGUGGAUGAUUUGCAUAAGCCGGGACACUGGUGGCACUAGGGUGGUGCGGAGGCUGGUACUUUUGCCAUGGUGACUCCACAGGAGCCAUCGCUCAGGCGCUUCUGCAAGAGGGGGCUCCUGCCAGGUCCCCAGGUAAAUCCCUGUGGCCUGGGGCUGAUUCUGGUCUCCACCUACCAGGACUGGAUUCCUGCCCCUUGCCCAGAGCUGCCCACAGUUGCCCAGGAGGAGCCCCCUCUACACGAAAAGGGAGAGACAACCCUCCCCUUGUAUCCUCCUCGCUGCAGUUCGAGGAAAGCCGUGUUUCCCCACGCAGGCAAUGAAGAUAGGGCACUUGUUUGAUGAAAAUAUUGAUUUGUUUUGCAGUUGUUUUACUGGGAAACAAAACUGUGCUUGAGAUUUAAUUAUCGUUAUUUGAUUUGGGGUUUGUUUGUUUGUUUGUUUUAAAUACGGAUUAUUAUAACUUCGUCAUAUAUUCAUUAAUCUUAGUUAUCUGAGGUUAGUUGUCUCAUUUCAGCUCUGUGUAUUGCCAUGGUUAAACUGUUGACAGUGAAUUUCUUUUUGAUUGCAUGUUGCUGAGGCAUAUUAACUCAUUAAGCAACGUCUGUCUGUCAUGGAAAAUGUGCGUCAUCUAUUAACUUCCAGAAGAAUAUUAUUAAACACCACCUCAUAAUAAAAUAAGCACUUUAAAAAGCUACAGCAUAGCUUCCUAUGCCUUUUAAAAUAUUAUGAAAGUGCUCUAGCUGAAAAAGGAAAAAAAAAUCCUUCCAAACUAGCUUUAAAGGUUUUUAAAUGCUGCUCCAAAAGUGUAAAAUACAGGCAGAUUUAAGUCUGGCAAAGAAUUGGAGUUUUGAUCAUGAAUGUAACAGAGGGAAUGGGGCAGCAUGUUUAAUGGCAGAGGUUUUAUAUUUAAUAGCAGACAUAGGCUGCAUCAAUUCAUCUUGUUUGUGUUGCCUCUUAUGUUUCUGUCUCCCUGAAAGAGUGAAGUAGUUUGACAAUAGUGCGUUAUAAUUAGUGGAAACUGGCAUGUGCUAUAAUAUAAUAUUGAGAGCCUUCAAGCCAGUAUGUUUUAGCAGUCUACAAUUUUGUUACAAAAGUGCCCUAUGUUCUGACUUACCCUCUUUAUCAACUCAAAUGUAAGUGCUCUUUUAUACUUUUAGCAAAACUUUACUGAAACAUCCCUUAGAAAUGUUAUGUUACUUUCUUUCCUGUACUUUAACCUUUGGGAUUCAAAAAGUGUGGGGUUUUUAUUAUUUAUAUUAAUUUUUCCUCUCUGGCUCCCAAAUGUCUAUUUAAAAGUGUUCCUGAAUGCUGACUUGGGAAGUGAUUCAUCAUUUUUCAAAGCAAUUCAUGUUAAAAGAACAGCACUAUAACCAAAGAUUGCCAGCUUCAUUUCGUAGUUCAGGACUGUUUAGAGGACUUCAUUCUUUUUCUGUCUCUAGCUUAAUAACAAGAUUGACCCAGCCCUUCCAUAAUUUUUAGCUAAUUUUGGAAGAAGUUUGCAUGCGAGACCUUGGCAGUACUGAUUGUUUUUGAGACAGUGCACUCCAAUGUAUAUUCCUGACUGAAUUAUGCGCAAAUUAUACCUAAGCACUCUGGCCUCAUAGUUAGCAUUGGUUGUAGGAAACAUCAGUUUCAUAUGGCUUUGUGCUUUGAGUGGUCCUUUAAUUCCCACCCCCCAGGGGAAAAUGUGCACCAGGCAUCCACUGUGCCUGGCGUCUCCCACACACCUCUGCAUGCUCACCCAGUCUCCACCCCAACAGCCAUGUGUUGGGAGGGGUAUUUGCACCUCCUUUUUUGGGGGAUCCAGCCUUGUCUGGGAGCCUGAGUUACCGCUACAGGCAAUUGGGAGAGACAGGCUCUUACAAAGUGUGCCUUAGCCCCUAGGUUGAGAUUGCCCAAUGUGGGAGCUUUUCUUUCUCUCUUUUGACUAUGUAGAAAGAUGAGAAAUCUGAUUUGGGCAUCUAAGUGAGAUGAUACACAAAGGCAGAUGGCAUGAAUACUCAUUUUAAAGACUGAACAGCUAACAGUUUAGCUAACUGAAUUAGAUACAGGCAGCAGUGGAUGCCAGGGUCCAGCAGAAAAGUUCAGCUGUAAAGUAGAAAGAGAUUGGUGUAAUAGGGAUUAACCUCUUGCUUAAUGUUGGAUUUACUUUCUUAAAUAUAGGCUAAACUUGUCACAAAAUUUCAAGUAUUACUCCUGAGACACUUAGUAAUGAAUGGAACCAUUCACUGCUUCAUGCUGCCAUCUGCCAUACAGACAGCAUGCUCCCGGCCAGGGCAGGAAAGUCAGGGAUGGGCUUUAUGUUGCAGUGUGGGGAUGAUAACAUACAUGUGAACUAAGAAAAACUCCCAAAACCAUGGGCCCCAAGCUGCAAUGACCCUGGUGAAACCAAAUACCAGCAAAACUUUUCCUUUUUAUUUAUUGGCAGAAAUUGCAGAGAUGUUUUUCCAUACCUUUAUUUUCUCUUUUGUCUAUGUAAUAAUUGUUAUGUUGUUUACAUACUAUUUUAACUUAAAAAGCAAAGCUAUUAGAAAAACUGAUCUGGUUCAUUUUUAUUGGUGGAAUUAGAACCCCCCAAAAUAAAUACAUUUUCAAUGGAAAUUCAGAAAGAUUCCUAAUUUCAAACCACUCACUAGCUUUUUAUUUACUGUAUUCUUCUGGGAUAGAGCCUACUUUCUCAAGUGCAAUCUAUAUAUAUUUUUUUUGUUAUCUCAGUUAAAUGCAGCUUUCCUAGCAGUAUUUUUUACUUUAUGCAGUAUGUAAUGUGUCUUAUCUUGAUGAAAAAUAAAUACUGCUUUUG
Gymnogyps californianus (California condor) is the source of this 4980-nucleotide messenger RNA. RefSeq names its product platelet derived growth factor D (gene PDGFD). Gene Ontology annotation, biological process: positive regulation of cell migration; positive regulation of ERK1 and ERK2 cascade; positive regulation of MAP kinase activity. Gene Ontology annotation, cellular component: membrane. The transcript is spliced from 8 exons. The record is from RefSeq and is a predicted model, not a curated record. The coding region runs from base 358 to 1527 and encodes 389 amino acids. Gene Ontology annotation, molecular function: growth factor activity; platelet-derived growth factor receptor binding. Lineage: Eukaryota; Metazoa; Chordata; Aves; Accipitriformes; Cathartidae.